CCCUGAAAGCUCCGCGGGACUCAGGCGCCGACACCCGCAGGCAGAGCAAGGACCGCGCGCAGCGGGGCUCGCGCCGCCCACUCCUGCCCCGGACCUCCCGCCCGCCCAUGGUGCCCGGCGCCCAGCGCGCAACAGGGGCUUUCAUCUGCGCGCGCGGCUGAGACAGGUCAAAGGACUCAAACGAGACAAUGGACUGGGGAACAUUGCAGGCCAUUUUAGGAGGUGUAAAUAAACACUCCACCAGUAUCGGAAAGAUCUGGCUCACCGUCAUGUUCAUUUUCCGUGUUAUGAUCCUUGUGGUGGCUGCGGAGGAAGUCUGGGGAGACGAACAAAAUGAUUUUGUCUGCAACACUCUGCAACCAGGAUGCAAAAAUGUUUGCUACGACCACUUCUUCCCCAUCUCUCACAUUAGACUGUGGGCCCUUCAGCUCAUCUUUGUCUCAACUCCUGCACUUCUGGUGGCCAUGCACGUUGCGUACAGAAGGCACGAGAAGAAAAAGCAGUUCAGAAAGGGAGGGCAAACCUGUGAAUAUAAAGACAUUGAAGAAAUAAAAUCACAAAGAUUUCAUAUUCAGGGUCCCUUGUGGUGGACCUACACGAGCAGCAUAUUCUUCAGAAUGAUCUUUGAAGCCCUCUUUAUGUAUGCGUUUUACUUCAUGUACGAUGGCUUCCGAAUGCCGCGCCUAGUGAAGUGCAACGCGUGGCCUUGCCCCAACACAGUGGACUGUUUUGUUUCUCGACCCACUGAAAAGACAGUGUUUACUAUUUUCAUGAUCGCUGUGUCUGGUAUUUGCAUUUUGUUAAACGUGGCUGAAUUCUGCUAUCUGCUGAUAAAAGUUUUCCUCAAAAAGUCUCGAAGAGCAGCAUUUCCAAGACACCCCAACCAUGAGACUAAAGAGGAAACUAAACAAAAUGAAAUGAAUGAACUAAUAUCUGAUAGCUGUCACAACACAGUUUCAGGAUUUCCAAGCAGCUAAGGUGAUGCAAAUGUGAGGAGUCACUCAGUGUGGAGUGAAUAUUCCUCUUACAAAGCUGCAAAUGAAAUCAGCUACAUUAAACAAUAAAGUGGGGUGAAGGUUUAAUAUGUAAUGUCAGGUGGGAAUUAAACACCUAGUUCAAAAGAGGCAAAGCAGCAUAAAAAUGUGAAAAGUAUAUAAGGAUUAAAUAGGAAACUGUCUCCAUAAGAAUAUCCUUAACAAGGCAACUAUGACAAGCGGAAACUCACUAGUACCUCUGGGCUAGAGUCACAGAAGGGACUUAGGAGUUAGCCAACACCUAGGGACCCUGCUGCCAGUGCAAUUCACAGUGCAUAGGGAGAAUUAGGUGACCAAGAAGAGGGUUCUCAGAAGCCUGAAUGCUGAGUAGGGAGCUGCCUAAGCUAGCCAGAUGUGAAAUGCAGAGGAGAAGGGCAGGGCUUAGGUGCCUAAGCACCUUUGAGGAUUUGGACCCUAACUCCAUUUGGGAUUCUUGGCCCUGAAUCCUUUCCUGGAGUUAGGUGCCUAAGCCAGGUCAGACCUUUUUCAUCAUGAGAGCAAGACAGAACCCGUUAUAGCCAAUUGCCCAGCAGGGUUAAGGCACUCACCUGGGACAUAGGAGACCUGUUUUUUUUUGUUUUUCUUUUAAAUCCCUGCUCUGUCUGAUCUCCCCUGAAAGGUGGGAGACCUGAUCAGGGUAACAUCCUCACCAGUGGGCUGUAGAAUCAAUCUCUCAUGGGCCUACUGAUUAUUUAUACAAAGGGGACCUGUUUCAAGAAGAGAGACUGAGGCCUGGUCUACACUAAAAACUUAUGUUGACCCAGCUGUGUCGCUCAGGGGUAUGAAAAAUCCAUAUAGUUAAGUUGACUUAAUCCUGGUGUAGAUAGUGCUAGGUCAAUGGAAGAAUACUAUCUCUGUCAAGGAGGUGAAUUAACUACAGUGAUGGGAGAUCCCCUCCUAUUGCAUUAGUGUCUACACUGAAAGCGCUACGGAAGGUGGCCAUUUAUUGUACUUUGAAGAUGAAAAGUAUUCUAUGAAACUGAAGUGUUAACAAUAAUAGUAAUCCUGUUGGGAGAAGCGAAUACCUUGUAGAUGGUGACUCAUCCCCGAAUACCCAAUAGCCUGGUGGCUAGGGCAUUCUUACUGGACAUGGGGGAGCUGGGUUUCAGUCCCUGCUCCAAAUCACUGCUCCACACUGAUUUAAAAACAGGUCUCUGACCUUCCAAGUGAGUGCCCUAACCACUGGUCUAUUGGGUAUUUGGAGGGGUGCCCACUUGCCAGCCAGGCCCCAGAAUUCCUGACUGACUCUUGUGCAGGUUAGACGUGCUCUGGGCCUGCUUACCAAAUUGGUCUCUGGAGAGAUGGGCAGGGAAACACCUAGUUUGAGAAUUCUGCUAUGUGUAAGGUAGGGCUCCAAGCAGCUCAUUAGCUGUGGGGUGGAGUCAGGUGGAAAUCUAGGCACCUUCAGGGUUAAGCAGUAGCUGAAUGGUGCUUUUGUGAUUGGUCAUAAGCACCUAAAGAGGCAGUAAAGCACCUGAGUCCCUUUGUGAAGCUAGCCCUUUAUGCAUAUUUGAGUCCUGAAAACUAUACGUUUAACAGCAAUAAGAAUAAACUUUUUCCAGGCAAGAUAUUCUAGUAUUACAAGAUGUUUUUACUUACUUGUGAAUUCAUAACUAAGGUAUUUUUGUAAGGUCUGAAAUUCCAUGUUAUUUAGAGUGUGAUAGUGUAUGAUUGA
Molecule: messenger RNA, 2709 nt
Organism: Mauremys mutica (yellowpond turtle)
Lineage: Eukaryota; Metazoa; Chordata; Testudines; Geoemydidae
Product: gap junction beta-6 protein
Exons: 2
Coding region: 189-977 (262 amino acids)
Biological process (GO): cell communication
Cellular component (GO): connexin complex
Source: RefSeq, a predicted model, not a curated record